Messenger RNA from Triplophysa rosa, 2455 nucleotides. RefSeq names its product GTPase IMAP family member 2-like. The record is from RefSeq and is a predicted model, not a curated record. NCBI's taxonomy places the organism in Eukaryota, Metazoa, Chordata, Actinopteri, Cypriniformes, Nemacheilidae. The coding region runs from base 991 to 1707 and encodes 238 amino acids. Gene Ontology annotation, molecular function: GTP binding. The transcript has 3 exons.
UAACUCCAACAUUCAGUGUCACAUUUAGCAGCCUGUAGUAUGCACACUAAGCAGUGUUGAUUUCAUCUGGGCUAACCCAUGUGGGGCCUACAUGGAACCCGCGGACAAAACCAGCUGAGACCCAGAAGAGCCCACAACAAACCCAUCUGGACCCAUGUGUCUUUGUUGGCUGGGUACGUGGGGCAAUCGCUGCAGUAACGAUAAAAAGGUGGAAAGAGAAAUCCAAAACAAAAUAUCCGAUCGCCUAUUGACAGGGAUGCACUGCAUCCUUCGUAUCAUGCCGCUCACACUGCUAAGCAUUCAGCAUUCACUUCCCGCAAUGGAGAUAACAGACGAGUCCGAUACAAACAUUGACUGUAUGCAACAGCAAACCUGUACAUACAACAUAAAAGAGCCCAAUGUAGAGCGUUAACUACAUGCAGCAAUAAAGCAACACGUGCUUAAAGCAAACCUACAGGUUCACCUCAGCCCCAGGCAGACCCACCAGCAUCACACGCCAAACAUUCAAAUGACACGCAAAGGAAUACCCAAAGCAAGCCACAUAUACGCACACAAUUCUAACUUGCCCCAAACUGAUUUCCAGGCCAGACUAAUUAUUACUACACAAGCACAACAUCUCUUAUGUGACUUCUCAAGGAAAGAAAACAUACAGAGGAAAAACUAAUGACUCAGAAAGGAACUUAAACAUACUUUUGUCACCAUGCAGUUCAGGGGUUCUGUAGGAGUAAAACUGGUCUGAUAAGGUAAGUUAUAAUGUGUGAGUCAGAAACAGACUCAGUUGAAAUGCCACAACCGGUUUGACUACAUUUAAGUAUGAAUUUUAAAAGGGUUGAUCGUGGGGAUGCUGUGUUGUCUGUUCGGUCUAGUUUGCUGGUCGGAUUGAUUGCGAUUGCAAACAGUGUGGUGACAAGAGUCAAUCACAGAGUUUCUUUGACUACGGGAUCAAACUGAAUCAGGAAGAAACUCUGAAGGGAAGGAAAUCACAGAGAAAUGGCGGAAGCCUAUAAAGACUUGAGGAUCGCAUUACUCGGCCCAGUUGGCUCAGGAAAGAGUUCGGUUGGAAACACCAUCCUGGGCAGAAACUGGUUUAGAGUGAAUUUCUCUCCACGUGCUGUCACUCAAACCUGUGAAACCAAAAAAGGCGCAGUGAAUGACACGACCAUCUCAGUCAUUGACACUCCAGGACUGUUCGGCCCAUCAAGAGGAGCUGAGAUAAAUGAAAUGAUGAACUGUGCUAACAUGUCUUCUCCUGGUGUUAAUGCCUUUCUGCUGGUCAUCAAACUGGGUGUUAGAUUCACAGCGGAGGAGAAGAAUAUUAUGGAACGGAUUCAGCAUUAUUUUGGGGAAGAUGCUGCAUGCUACACCAUCAUUGUGUUCACUCAUACUGACCAACUCAAUGGUGAACUUUUAGAAGAAUAUAUCAGGGCUAGUGCUGAUCUUCAGACACUUAUUUACAGAUGUGGGGGCAGAUAUUGUUCGUUCAAUAAUAUGGACCGAAACAACAGCGAUCAGGUCAACAAGCUGCUGCUGCACAUAGAUAAAAUGGUAGAGAGCAAUGGGGGAUGUCACUUUACCGUUCAGAGAUUUAGAACGGCACAGGCAUCUGGACAAGAGGAAGAGUUCUCUUUUGUAAUAAAAUGUGCAUUGGCAUGUGCCGUACUAAUAGUCCUAGUUGCUUCCUUUUUAUUCAGGGGUAAAGCACAGUAAGGUAUGACUAAAGAAUGAUUCGUAUGAUACAAAAGUUUCUUGCAGUUCAACAUAGCAAUAAGAGAUUGUAAACUUUUGAAUGGGAUAAAAUGUUAUUUUGUCCGAAAUGCAAUAUAAUCAGUCAGGAAAAAUAUGUAUCAAAUUAGUUCAUCUUGACAUCAGUUGCUGGACAUUGCCCUUCUUCCUUCUAUUUAACAAUUCACAGUUCUGAUAAAACAGAAUAAAAACUAAAGCAGCUUUACAACUAUUUUCUAAAAGUGCACUUGCAACUCUUUUCAAUGAGCCUGUUCUCAACGCUGUACCCUUCAGUGCAAUGGUAACCUCUUAAAACUGACAACACAACCAAAACUCUUUUAAAUACUAAGAGAACAAAAUACUAAACAUUAAUCCCACAUAGCAAAUUGUUUUAUGUUUGAGAUUACUGUUUUUAAUAAAGUGCAGCAACAAUUUGCUAUCUUGAUAGCUAUCUGGGACAAGUGUCGUCCUGUUUUAUCUAAAAUAAAUAAUUAUAUAUUUUCCACAUUUACUCUUAUUAACCAGUCCCAUAAGCUGGAAUUUUCUAAGAAGUUCCCAACAAACUUUAUUACAACAUGCUUCAUUCAUGUAACCCAUGUCUAGAUUGAGUUUGAUAAUUGAACAUGAUGAACUCAUUUAUUUUCAGAUGAGGAUCAUGAACGUUCAAACAAGGAUUCAGCGUUCUGGUUAAUGUUACUUUGGUCUCAUGACUCAUGAAUUUAAAUCCACUAUA